This is a messenger RNA of Zerene cesonia (dogface butterfly), 1508 nucleotides long. Its product is annotated as probable serine hydrolase. Bases 234 to 1262 code for a protein of 342 amino acids. The transcript is spliced from 3 exons. The record is from RefSeq and is a predicted model, not a curated record. NCBI's taxonomy places the organism in Eukaryota, Metazoa, Arthropoda, Insecta, Lepidoptera, Pieridae.
UAAUACACGCAGUAACGUUAAAUUCAUUCACGAAUUAUUAUGUUAACUAAGUGAUUUGGCUAAAGCCAAUCGUGUAGUGUUAUAUAAUUUCAUUUUAUAGUGGUGAUGAAAUGAUAAUCUCACAAACGUGACUAUUUUUAAUUCAUUGAAAUCCGUCAAUGGAAGAUCGUAUACCUAACCUAUAAAACGUUAUAGGUUAUAAAAAUAGUGUAAUCGUAAUACUAGUAUAAACAAUGAAUAUCUCAACUAAGAUGGCGCACCGAUUUAUUAAACCUAUCAUUUUGAACUCUAAAGAACAUGGCGUAAGAUCUAUUUUAAAUUGUUUUAAUAAAACUGGAUGCAAGAAACUGCAUACUGCAAAGAAUGUGCCCGUAAAAGAAAUUCAAAUACCAGUACAAUGGGGCCAUAUUGCUGCAAAGGUAUGGGGAGACGCGGACAGACGCAGACCAAUUCUGGCAUUGCACGGCUGGCAGGACAACGCCGGAACCUGGGAUACCUUGGCGCCAUUGCUCUACCAGAAAAUUCCUAUAAUAGCAAUUGAUUUCCCGGGACAUGGACUAUCAUCCUGGUAUCCACAUGGUAUGCAAUACUAUCCAUGGGACUUUGCACGUUUAAUACUCUCUAUUAGAGAUCACUUUCAGUGGGAUAAGGUAUCACUUCUUUGUCAUUCAAUGGGAUCCAUAGCGGGGAUGCGUUAUGCUUGCGUUUUUCCAGAUGACGUAGACUUUUAUAUCGCUAUUGACAAUAUUAUCGCAGACGAUUAUGACUUAGACCAAGUUGUUGAAAUGUUCCCAAAACUAUUUCGUAAGAUUCAAAUUACACAAGCCAGAAUUGAUACUGAGCCGCCUUCCUAUUCUAUCGAAGAAUUUGUAAAGAAAUGGCAUUACGGGACAAAAAAAUCUGUAUCCAUGGAAAGUGUUCACCAUCUUGCGAAGCGAGGAAUGAAAGCAUCAUCGAGUGAUCCCAAUAAAUACUACUUUAACAGAGAUGCUCGUUUGAAGCACACUCUAUUUAUGCCCGAAAAUAAAAUGUUUGUAGAAACACUUGUAAAACGGCUAAAGUGUCCAACCGCUUAUUUUAAAGCUAUAGAUUCUCCAUACGCUUCGGAUCAGUUUUCAGUAGACCUUCGAGAAACAUUAGAAAAGAAUAAUCAGAACUUUGAAAGUCACUUUGUUCCUGGUACACACCAUGUCCAUUUAAACAAUCCUGAGGUGCUAGCGCCUAUUAUAACAAAGUUUUUACAAAAAUAUAAAUUUAUAUGAGUAUGUUCAUAGAAACUUUGUUUAGAAAAAAAUCAAUAAAAGUAUUUAUUAUUUUAUAGAAGUGAUGGUUUAUGUAUUACAUAAAUGGUACACAAUAGACAUAGGUAUUGUGUUGUUACCACAAAGUUAUGUUGCAUAAUCUUGUGAUCCCAAAUAUAAUGUGAUGAUUUUAUAUAUUAGUUGAGGAAAAUAUGUUAUAUAAAUUAAUUUUAAUAAUAAAUGGGAUCUAAAAUUUUAUUUAUUAUU